Monascus purpureus is the source of this 1239-nucleotide messenger RNA. The record is from the annotation of a GenBank genome assembly. NCBI's taxonomy places the organism in Eukaryota, Fungi, Ascomycota, Eurotiomycetes, Eurotiales, Aspergillaceae.
AUGGGCGUCAAGGAAAUCCGUACCGCGAUCCAAGUCGACCUGGACAAGCCUGCCUGGGAGCAGCCGGGUUUGCAUAAUCGGUGGCAUCCAGACAUCCCUGCCUGCGGCACGAUCGCAAACAACGAAGUCGUCAAGAUCGAAUGUCUCGAUUGGACCGGUGGUCAAAUCAAGAACAACGAUUCCGCAGACGACAUCAAGAAUGUCGACCUCACCCGGAUCCAUUACCUUUCGGGACCGUUUGAGAUCGAGUCCGCCGAGCCGGGCGAUGUGCUCGUCGUAGAGAUUCAGGAUGUUCAGCCGUUCCAGCACCAGCCCUGGGGGUUUACCGGCAUCUUCCACCGGCAGAAUGGGGGUGGAUUCCUGGAUGAACUGUAUCCGGAAGCGGCCAAGGCCAUAUGGGACUUUGAGGGCAUCUUCUGCUCGUCCCGCCAUAUCCCCCACGUACGCUUCCCGGGCCUCAUCCACCCUGGUAUCAUGGGCUGUGCGCCCUCGGCAGCGAUUCUCGCCGAAUGGAACCGGCGAGAAGGCGAGCUGAUUGCCGCCAAUGCGUCGGCCGACCGCGAUGUCGCCAAACCGCCCGAGCCAAAGAACACCCAUGCCGGAAGUGCGAGCGAGGAUGUCAAGGCCAGGGUGGAAAAAGAGGGAGCCAGGACCAUCCCGGGUCGCCCCGAGAAUGGCGGAAACUGCGACAUCAAAAAUCUCUCGCGCGGCAGCAAGGUCUACCUCCCCGUCCACGUCCCCGGCGCCAAGUUCUCCGUGGGAGACCUACACUUUUCCCAGGGCGACGGCGAGAUCUCGUUCUGCGGCGCUAUCGAAAUGGCCGGCGUCAUCACCCUGAAAUUCACCGUUCUGAAAUCCGGCAUGGCGAAGCUGAACAUGAAGUCCCCCGUGUUCCACCCGGGCCCUGUCGAGCCCACCUUCGGGCCCGGCCGCUACCUCACCUUCGAAGGCUUCUCGGUCGAUGAGAGCGGAAAGCAGCAUUACCUCGACGCCACCGUUGCCUACCGACAGACCUGUCUGCGGGUCAUCGAGUAUCUGCGUCGGUACGGAUACAGCGACUACCAGAUCUACUUACUGCUCAGCAGUGCGCCGGUGCAGGGGCAUUUGGCGGGGAUAGUGGAUAUUCCCAAUGCGUGCACGACGAUCGGCGUGCCCAUGGAUAUUUUCGAUUUUGAUAUCCGGCCGGAGGCCGAGGCCGUCAGGAAGGACAUGGGGAGCUGCGCAUUUGCCAGCAGCUGA